AUGCAAGAAGAGCAAGAAGCAACAAUGCACGUUCGAUUAGAGCGCCCCAGGACAACCGACGAGGAAAGAAUCACCAUUGGCUUUGUUGAAGACGCUCCACAGAAUGGCGAUCAUGUCCAUUUGCAAGAGCGGCAAAAGCGGUUAGACCAGGAUCAGGACGAGAGGAAGAGCAAAGAGAAAGAAGAGGCUGAUGCAAGAGAAUUGCUACAGGAACUUGAGCAAGAACGAGACGCGGCACAGGCUCAAGAAGACGAGGCUGCUCAAGUAGCCGCACAAGAGCAGAAAGCGGGCGAAGCCGACAGGCAGGAGCAGAAAGACCCAGCAAAACUACGGCGAGAGCGCUCGAUUCGCGAAAGGGCCGAAAGAGAGACACUGGAACAAGUGUAUGAAGCCAAGCGGCUUCUGGCUUUAAUGGAGCAAGAGAUACGGGCGACGGAGGCUCAAGACGAGAUUGAAAAAGCCGCGCUUGCAGAGCGAGCCAAGAGGGAGAAUGAGCAGCUCGAGUACAAGCAGAUGCAGCGCGAGAGACUGGAGCAGCACCGAAGAAACACAGAGGCGCGUCUGGCUGCAAACGGCACUACGAGUGCCCAAAAAGAGACGGAGCAGGUCGAGGCUGCUCGGAGAGCCAUCGAAGAAGCUUCACGUGAUCGAGUACCAAACGACGCCGGACCCCCUCCCAUGCCGCCUACAGGAAGUCAGGAACGGCGAGCAGCAGCGGAACCAGCACGUGCUCAGACGCCUCCGUCGGGAGGAUAUCGUGCACAAGCACAAGACCACUCUCCAGGCCAGUCCGAUCGACCCUUUAGAUCGUAUCGAUCUUUCGCGCCACAUGCACGGAAGCUUCGAACGCAGGGAGCGGGUCCAAACUAUCCACCAAAGCCCUAUGCCGUCUCGCGUUUUAUGGAUGAUGACAUACCUCCUGCACCCAGUCCGCCUAUGAGCAGAGUACGCCCGAUACACGCACCUACCUUUGACAGCGACGACGAGUCAGAAGCGAGCCUAGUACCGAACCGGAUAGCGUCGAGGCGCCCAUUUAGCGGUGAAGCGCAUGAAGUGUCCAGGGCCCACUUGGGCCCGCAGCAACCACGUAGCGUUUUUGCAUCCCGAGUACCUGUCGAGCCGACCUAUCCCGCCCCUCCACCAACAUACCAUCCCAGCUACUAUGCCCCGCCAUCCCAGCCGCCUCACUACCCUAAUCAUCAUGGCUACGCUAUGAGUCAGCAGGCUUGUCCCGCCCCUAACCCCAAUCCUUACGACCCUUCGUCACACUCUUCCUCCUCCCCAUACCAAGAAACAUGGAGCCAAUACCCACCUGGGUAUCCUCCCUACGGCAGCCCCUUCCAUCAGCUGGACCCCUCGGGCUCUAGAGACUAUCCAUCACAUGCUCUAGAGGCCAGCAGACCUGCCAUCGAAGACGGGUCUGCCGACGUCUACUCACGCCUUGCCCACACCAUCCCAGACCUGCACCACCUGCUUGCACGUCACAAAGAAACUCACACGCAGCUCAGCGCACGCGAGGACUUGCUCCGUCGGACAGGUGCCGAGAAAGAAGAGAAGCUGCGGGCAAAGGAUGCUGAGAUCUUUGAGCUGAAGGAGAAGAUUCGCACCUUGGAGAAUAGACAUUCAGCCGAGGCAAACCGGCUACACUUCCAAAUCGGUAACCUGGAAGAGCAGGUGAGGGAUCUCCGACAGCAGAUUGCCGACAACAACAAGUCGAAACGCGAGGCUGAAGAGAUACGGCUGGUCCUGGAUACAGCCAUGAAGUCCUGGGAGGUUAGGUACAAGGAGCUGGAGGAUGUGCAUCGCGCUCUCGAGAGGAGUACGGCCGAGGAGAGGGAAAGAACAUGGCGGGACUUUGACGAAUGGAAAUCCACCACCAAUACCAAGCACGAUGCCGAGAAGAUUGCCCUCGCUAUCCAGUUCGACAAGAAGCUGAAGAAGGCCGAGGCCGCUGCCGAAGAAUGGCGACAAGAUGCCGAAGAGGCUUCUGAGCUUCGUGCCAAGCUCCAAGAAGCCCUUGAGCGGGAGCGGGAGAACCAGGAAGCUUGGGCCUCCGAGCGUGAUGCCCUCAUGCGGGAGCGAGACUUUUUCCAAAAGAGUUGGGAGGAACAGCGUAUACUCUUGGAUACCCAUCACCAGGAAUCCGACAUCCACAGCAGUCUCUCGAGGAAAGCCGAAGAAGAGGCAGCCAGGGCUGAUCACCUGGAACAGGAGAAGGAUGAGCUAUUGAGACAAUACGAACAGCUCAAGGCUGAAAGCCAGCAUGAGAAGGAGAUCAUCAAGAGCGUUGCUAGCAACCUCGAGUCUGAGAAGUCUAGGCUGGAGAAGAUGAUGGAGUGCUAUGGAGACAUUGCAGAGAUCAAGAGCAAGGGCGACAGCUACUACCUGUCAUCGUUCUCCCAUCUGCAAAGACAAAUCAUCGACCUCGCAACCACUCACUUCGUCCAUCUCCCAGUACGACCACCGCCAGAGGAUCUUGGACAAGUGCCUUCUAACCUACCAUCCUUCAUCGGCGAUACCAGAGCCUCUAGACAAGUUCGAUCGGCCUACAUAGCUCACACAGUGGCGAAGCUCAUCACCUAUCGUGUCUUUGGUCCCUUCCUGUUCAGCCUUGGCCGUCGUUACGACAAAGCUGACUCGCUGUUCUCUUCGAUGAGCCAUCACAUCCGCGAGAAAAGCACGCGAAAAGAGGCAAUCUGGCGUCAACAGACUCUUCUAGCGGCUUUCACGAGCUCCGGUGCCAAGCAGCGCAUCAACACAGCUGCUGGCACGGUUGUCGAGGAAAUCGUCAACGCGAUCAAACACUUUGCCGACCCAAGAGAGGAAGAAGGUAUCAAGGUCGCAGUCAAGCGUAUCGUGAAGCUUGCCGCAGAGACGUGGCGAUUUGCACGUCUCGAACGUGAAAUGAUCACGGCAGUCAUGCCUGCUCUGCACGAUGAAGAGCAUCAAUUCACCGGUAAUCAGUAUUGGCCCGCUUACAAGCCAGAAGACACACCAGGUUCCCCCAUGGACACCUCGUCCACCUCCGAUUCGCACCCACGGCUACUUUUGAGGAUGUUCCCUGUUGUGUACCGCGAAGCGAAACAUGAAAACUUCCAGGUCAACGGUGAGCCGCGCGAUGAAGGCUGCGUUCUCCAUCAUGGGCUCGCUUUGUAUGAUGAUGCUGAGCCUGUAGUGGCGAGGCUGGAGGAGCUCAAAUCUGCUGGUUUGCCAUCCCACACCACUCUAUUAACGAGUCCGACUGACGAGGGCAAGUUUCCGGCGCCGGAAUCCCCCCCUCCCCGAGACGCGCAAACAAACCCCCCCGCUCCUCGUUCCCCGACCAAAACCGAGACGAACACGGCUGAGAAAGCUGCCUCGCGACCGCGCCCAUCAUCACCAACGGAGAAGUCAGAGAAGCCGGACAAGCCUGAAAAGCCUGAAAAGUCCUCAACGAUCAAGCGAGCGUUGAGCCUUUUCUCUGGCCCCUCGCUAGGUGACAGAAAUGCAUACACACAUCCACCACCGCCACCGCCGACGUCCGUGUUCACGUCUCCCAGAAACAUCAUUGGCAUGCCAGUCGAAAGUCUGGCUGCUUCACAACCACCAAGUUCAAGGAGAAAGCCGCCACCACCGCCUCCUAAGCCUGUAUCUAGGCCCGAGAUACCAUUGCCUGUUGCAGAAGAGAGUGCGGUCUUCCCACCACUGUUUUCCAGAACUCCAACAGAGGAGGCUAUCCAAGAUGAUGACGUGGAGACUGACGCAAGUCCUCCUACGCCGGUAGACACUGUGUCUCCACUCUACGAUGCCAUAGAUGACAUUGAGAGUCUGUUGCCGCAAAGGAGGACUUCCUCAACGACGCACUCACGUCGUCGCUCUACCCACACUCGCCGAUCUGAAUCAGCUGUUGAAGAUGAUCUAGUCGAAUUCACUCCUCGACCUGGAUCUGCCCGCCGGCGAAGUACCUAUGCUUCUAGUGUCCGCACACACAAAUCGGCCGACACUGAGCGCACCGAUAGGAGUGAGCGUACAGACAAGAGCGAGCAGAAGAGUGAUCGCUCGGAUAAAACCGAGCGCGAGAAGGCUCGUUACUUGUACGAGAGUCGAAGCGCUGGCGUCAAAGCCUUGUACCCCACUCCUUCAAAUGGAAGCACCAAGAGUAAGAGCGAAAGGAGAAGGAACCACGGCAGCAAGGAUAUAACCAAGGAAUCGACCUCGUCCAGAGAUUCGAAAGAGUCAAAGAGGGAGUCACGUGAGGUUAAACGAGUGAGGAGCAUCUCCGACAAUGGCACUUGGGACACAAACAGUGUCUUCACUCACGAUGAGUUUGCACCUACCACUGUGUCAACCAACGUGCCCUAUCCUUACGUCUAUGAUUCAAGGCGUGACUCCAAAGACGUGAAGAGAGAAUCAAAGGAGAUCAAGAGACAGCGAAGUGUCUCUGUAGCUGGAACGUGGGAUACCGCCAGCGAGGUUACUGAAGUUGCUCCACCCACUACUGUAUCAACCAACGUUCCGUACCCGACGGCGCUGUCUUGGGAUCUGCGACGAACAAGAAGCAUUGCCGAUGACGGCACCUGGGAUACCAGCAGUGAGGUAACUCAACGUGGCCCUGAGACCACUGUUUCGACCAAUAUUCCAUAUCCAGCCGGAUUCUCGCACGAGUCUCGAAGAAUGAGCGUCUCUGAUGCGGGCACAUGGGACACUGCAAGCGUUUUCACGCAGCGUGCUCCCCCUACAACUGUGUCGACCAAUGUUCCCUAUCCGACAAACUUUGCUGAGAAGAGAAGACUGAGUGUGUCUGAUGCUGGCACAUGGGAUACCGCCACCGAGAUCACAAGCUAUCGCCCCCCACCUACCACCGUGUCAACCAAUGUGCCUUACCCAGCUGGGAUUUCUCAAAUGCGAAGAAGGCCAAGCGUCUCUGAUGCUGGUACUUGGGACACGGAUAGUGUUGUUACACAGCGUGCUCCGCCUACAACAGUCUCAACCAAUAUUCCCUACCCAAGCGGAGGACACGCGUCUUCGAUCCACCUGCUCGGUCCUUUUGAAAGACUGAAGAGGGAGCAGGAGCAGCAGAACCUCUCUGAUGAAGGCUCUGACGCUGGUACCUGGGACACGAGCAGUGAGGUUACCCACGCGAACAACGGGCCUUCUACGGUCGUCUCCGCCAAUGCGCCUUACAAGGCUGAAAAGCCUGCAAAGCCUCAAAAACCCCCAAAACCCGACCGGCCAAAGUUCCUGAGAAGCAAAACCAGCGUCUCUGACGCUGGCACUUGGGACACGAACAGUGUGAUUACGAAUAACGACAUGAAAACGACGGUUUCGACCAACGUGCCAUACCCGGCUGAACGACGACUUCGCUAGAUGUGCCCGAAGGAGGGACAUGAGAGUUUUUCCAAAGUCCUUAUGAGAGGCUCCGGGUUCCACCCCGCGAGUACACGUUUUUCAUCUUGAUUGCAUUUCCCGUUAUCUGACUUGAUGGUUUUCUUUUGCGCUGUUUGCCUUGUUGAAUCAUUGCGGCAGCUUCGCACCGAGAAUUGAUGGAGUAAAUGUAGAUGACAUAUAUGAAGGACGAACAUGAAUAUGAAGUACGCGUUGUUACGGCCGAGCAAAUACGAUGAGUUCAAGACGAGCGCGUCUUUACGUACAUACAUGCAACUGGGCGUUCUGGGAUUUGUAUGCUUUUGUUUUGUUCUUAGUACGCUAUUAUAGAUCAGCUUGUAGGAUAUUCAAA
Messenger RNA from Exserohilum turcica Et28A, 5716 nucleotides. RefSeq lists its product as uncharacterized. Lineage: Eukaryota; Fungi; Ascomycota; Dothideomycetes; Pleosporales; Pleosporaceae. The record is from RefSeq and is a predicted model, not a curated record. The transcript has 7 exons. Gene Ontology annotation, molecular function: microtubule plus-end binding. The coding region runs from base 1 to 5346 and encodes 1781 amino acids. Gene Ontology annotation, biological process: cytoplasmic microtubule organization. Gene Ontology annotation, cellular component: nucleus; microtubule plus-end; cytoplasm.